UGUUAUAGUUGAAUUUCCCAAACAACUUGCAACAAGAGCAAAACUACCCUUGUAAAGACAUUUCGCCCAACGAUCUUCCCACUAGAUGGAAAGUUAGAUCAACCAAGUUCAAGACCCAGUAACGAAUACAACGAGUCUGAUGAUUCUGACCGUCUGCAAGUGAAACUCAUGCAAUAUCUUCUCCUCUCAUGCCCUUUCACCACGUAUGUCGGAACAGCCCGAACGCAACAUAGCCACCUGAGGUUUUAUCUCAUCAUAUCUGCGGGAGUCCUUGGAACCACCGAAAGGACAUUUACCUGACGCUGAUAGACCAUAACUGCUCUUCCCAACCGAUCACAUGGUAAUGGCUCCAACUCAAGAAAUGAACUACAGCAAAGCAUUCACAUUUACCUGCAAACUCCUUUGAAACCGUCAAAAAUCCUGACUGACCCCUUCUGCAAUUUUUUUAUUUAUAAAAAAACACCGCAAGUUGUUCAUUUCAGCUCACCGUUGGUUUCGAUUUCGUUUCGAAUCCUGAGAUGUUUUGCGGCCUUUUUUUUUUUUUUAAUGAUGUUUAAGAACCGAAGGAGUUACCAGAAGAGCAGCAAGUUUGGUGUGUGUUAGCUCACAUUCUCAUCUGUUCUAGCCUAGCAAGUUCUUCAUCCUUCAGUCCCCCUCAUUUUUCUGCAAUGGAGAAAACUCGGUACACGAUAAGGACGAAGAAGAUUUCCUACAAACUAUCCCCUCAGUCCCACCGGUUCGGUCCUUUUAGAUGGAGGAAACCGACUGCAGCAGCUGAGACAAGUGCUGAUUAUAUUCUUCGGAAUGUGGACUGUGAAGCCAGGCCCGGAGAGAUCACAGCGAUUGCAGGCCCGAGCGGGGCUGGGAAGACUACUUUGCUGGAGAUACUCGCGGGAGUGAUCUCAACGAGGAGAGUCUCGGGUCGGGUCCUCAUCAACAAUCAGCCCAUGAAUAAGGCACACUUCAGAAGAGUGUCGGGCUAUGUCACGCAGGACGAGGCUCUCUUCCCGUAUCUCACUGUUGAAGAGACUCUGAUGUAUAGCGCUUGGCUUAGGCUGGGUGGUGGCACCGAUGGGGCUAGGGCCCGGGUGAGAGAGCUGCUGAGAGAGCUCGGGCUAGAGCGAGUUGCGGAUGUAAGAGUUGGUAGUGAGACUAGCCGUGGAAUCUCGGGUGGCGAAAGACGUAGAGUUUCAAUUGGAGUUGACAUAGUUCAUGAACCGGCAGUUCUCCUGCUUGAUGAACCGACUUCGGGGCUGGACUCUGCAUCAGCUCUUGAUGUUGCCCUGCUGCUGAAGUCCAUGGCUUCGAAGCUGAGGAGGACUAUAGUGCUCACCAUUCACCAACCCGGGUUCCGAAUACUCGAGCUCUUCGAUCAGAUUCUGUUACUGUCUAGUGGAACUGUUCUUCACCAUGGACCCCUUGAUCUUCUCGAGCAACGGCUCAUAUUCUCGGGCCAUUCCAUUCCCAGGCAUGUUAAUGUGCUUGAGUUUGCAAUCGAAGUGGCUCAAUCCUUUACAGAUUAUACCAUGCAGAAUGAAAUGGAUGAAAUUGAUUUAGAGGUAUCGAAUUACGAGCUUUUCUCGAGAAUUUCUGGAGAAAGCAAGAUGUCCUAUCCAAAUUCCCGAAUCAAGGAAGUGCUGAUCCUUGGGAAGAGAUUCUCCAGCAACAUUUGUCGAACAAAGCAGCUCUUCAUUGCAAGGACAGUGCAAUCACUGCUCGCCGGGGUUGUGCUCGGGACUAUCUUCCUGAAUGCUAGCGACAAUCCAAGCAGGGUCAACGUGCAGACACAGCUCGGGUUCUUCGCCUUCAGCCUCACAUUCUUGCUAUCGUCCACCACGGAGGGCCUCCCGAUAUACCUGCAGGAGAGGAGGAUCUUGAUGAGGGAGACCAGGAGAGGAGCCUACAGGGUCUCCUCCUACGUCAUAUCGAACGCUCUCGUGUUCCUCCCGUUUCUUCUAGUCAUAGCCCUCUUGUAUGCCAUGCCGGUCUACUGGCUUGUGGGAUUGAGGAGGGAUACAGCCGCAUUCAUUUACUUCACACUCGUAAUCUGGAUGGUCCUUCUGGCAUCGAACUCUUUCGUGGCAUGCUUCAGCGCACUUGUCCCGAACUACAUCAUGGGGAUGUCCCUGAUAGCGGGGCUCACUGGAUCCUUCUUCCUCUUCUCGGGGUACUUCAUAUCAGAGCAAGACAUGCCAAGGUACUGGGUGUUCAUGCACUACCUGAGCCUAUUCAAGUACCCGUUCGAGUGCUUCGUGGCGAAUGAGUACGGCGGGAGCCGGGGAAGGUGCGUGGCAAGCGUGGAGGGACAGUGUCUGUUGAGUGGGGAUGCGUUCCUUAAACAGCAAGGUCUCAAGGAGUCCCAGAAAUUGACCAACUUGGGUGUCAUGUUAGGUUUCAUUGUCGGGUACAGGUUCCUCUGCUUUCUGAUCCUCUGUUACAGAUCUUGUAGGACAAGAGGGUAAGGCAUUAUUUGAUCAACAAAAUGUAAAGAACAAGAAGAUAAAGGUGAAUUUUUAUCUUUCGACUUGUCCCUCUAUACUCUAUAUAGCGAAACGAAUCGGCACG
Messenger RNA from Punica granatum (pomegranate), 2565 nucleotides. Lineage: Eukaryota; Viridiplantae; Streptophyta; Magnoliopsida; Myrtales; Lythraceae. The record is from RefSeq and is a predicted model, not a curated record.